AUGUUAUUAUCAUUAAAAUCGAUAAUAGUUGUCACGCUUGCAGCGUUCGAUUUAGCAGCUGCCACCUUGGAGGAAGACCAGAAGAAGCAGUGCACAUUUACUUGCCCCUCUUCCUCUGGCAGAUCGGAAGGAGGUUGCGCCAGAGGAACGCAGUUCGACGGCGAUGACCCGGUUAAAUGGGAAUUCGUAAAAGCACACUCGACAGAAAAUCACAAAGACUUUUAUAAUUGUCUCGGCACCGACAUGGCUUAUAGCACUUGCUGUGUACCGGGCACCAUUAAAAUCCCGUCCGAAGGCAAGGUCAGUAUUAGAGAUUCCCAUUAA
This is a messenger RNA of Puccinia graminis f. sp. tritici CRL 75-36-700-3, 324 nucleotides long. RefSeq lists its product as uncharacterized. NCBI's taxonomy places the organism in Eukaryota, Fungi, Basidiomycota, Pucciniomycetes, Pucciniales, Pucciniaceae. The record is from RefSeq and is a predicted model, not a curated record. The transcript has 2 exons. The coding region runs from base 1 to 324 and encodes 107 amino acids.